Messenger RNA from Paramisgurnus dabryanus, 6609 nucleotides. It is a transcript of the gene tyro3, whose product is annotated as TYRO3 protein tyrosine kinase. Gene Ontology annotation, molecular function: ATP binding; transmembrane receptor protein tyrosine kinase activity; protein binding. The record is from RefSeq and is a predicted model, not a curated record. Lineage: Eukaryota; Metazoa; Chordata; Actinopteri; Cypriniformes; Cobitidae. Gene Ontology annotation, biological process: phagocytosis; cell surface receptor protein tyrosine kinase signaling pathway; nervous system development. Gene Ontology annotation, cellular component: signaling receptor complex; plasma membrane.
CCCCUCAGAUGUUUGCUCUUUUGGUUAAAUCAGUCGACUCGAGUAGUUUACUUCACACUGUCUUCACAGGAACUCUUUGAGGCUAUGUUGUUUUAAAACACAUGGACAUUAUGUGACUUUUACCCGUACUGUUGCAGAAAACGCCGUGAAUUGAACGCAGCAGGAGGAUGAUUAUGAAGUUGCUAUGAAGUGGUGAAGUGUCGUGUAAUGUAAUGGCAUUUACAAUCGCCAGGUUAACUUAAUUCAUUAAUAAUCGCUGCUGAGCUCGGGUGAAAGAGAAAUAAACGCAACUCUUCUUCACAGAAGAUGUUAUAAUGGGGAUUUUUCUCUGGAUACUGCUGAUUUUAAUGCACUGCUAUGAAGGGAUUCAUGGUCUACGGUUCAGCAAACACCCCUUGAACAUCACAGUAACUCAGGGUAACAAGGCUCGUCUGGUUUGUGCUUUUGAGGGGCUUAGCGAGCCAGAGAUCACCUGGAUGAAGGAUGGAGAGAAGGUGUACAGCACCGAUCAAAUGUUCAUCCCACUGGAUACGGACCAUUGGGAGACUUUCCACAGCAUUAAAUCCGUGCAGCAGCAGGAUGCUGGGAAGUACUGGUGUGAGGUGGAUUAUAUUGGCAAAAUCAUUUCUUCUGAACCAGCUUGGAUCACAGUAGAAGGUGUGCCUCACUUUGUAGUUGAACCCCAAGAUAUGGCCACAUUUGCAGGAGAGCCCUUCAAUCUGACUUGUGUCGCACGUGGACCUCCAGACCCUGUGGAAGUGUUAUGGUGGCUGGGAGGUGAACAGAAGGGUGAUUUCAUGCCCUCCCCUUCAGUUCUCUUGGUUAAAGGUGUGAAUGACAGUGUAAAGUUUUACUGUGAAGCCAGGAAUGCACGAGGCAUCUCUGUGUCGCGCACAGGCACGGUGCACAUUAAAGUUCGGCCAGAUUCACCUCAGGGUAUCAGGGUGCAUCAGGCGUCUGAAAGUAAUGUUACAUUAACAUGGAGCCCAAGUUUCACUGGACAUUCACAUCUUUCCACCUGCACUAUACAGAUGUCCUGGGGACCUGGAAGAAAGGUGAAACUUCCUGAUGUAAAUGUGCCAGUUCCUCCCUACCAGCACAUGUUUGAUUCACUCCGCAGUCAUUCAAACUACAGCGUGAGAAUUCGCUGUGAUAAUGAAGUUGGGUCAUCCCCUUUCUCAUCCUGGGUGGGCUUUUAUACUCCAGAGGCAGCACCAUUAGUUGCUCCAAAGAACUUGACCUUUGAACUCACAGAGCAGCAGCUGACUCUGUCCUGGGCGGCACUGGAUGAGGUGGAGCUACGAGGAAGAUUACUAGAAUAUAAAGUACAAUGGUGCCAGGGAGGAGAGAGCCAGGAUUCCUUACUGUUUAAGGAAAACUACGCUCGCCUCUCAGGUGCCGGGCGAUUCUUUAACUCCACCUUUCGGGUUUCUGCAUGCACCACAGCAGGAUGUGGCCCAUGGAGUAAGCCAAUUCUCGUGAUGCCUGCAUCAGCUAUGCAAGCUCAGACUCAGAGGGGCCACAUUUGGGUCGGGCUGCUUUUUGGCUUUCUUGUUGCCACCAUGGUGGGCCUCCUGUUGACUGUUCUUGUACGCAACAGAAGGAAAGAGACCCAGUUUGGGUCUGCAUUCACAAGUCCAGGGAUAGAUGUCCAAGUGUCCUUUACAGCUGCCAGGUCCUUCAACAGGCAGUUCCAUGAACUCCCAGAAUACACUUUGGACAGUCUAGGAAUAAACAGUGACUUAAAGGCUAAGCUACAGGAUGUUCUCAUAUCUGAAAGGCUCUUAACUCUGGGACGCAUGCUUGGCAAAGGUGAGUUUGGUUCAGUGAGAGAAGCGGUUCUGAAAACAGAGAAUAACUCUGGACAGAAGGUGGCUGUAAAGGUCCUCAAAACUGAUAUUACCUCAUCCAGUGACAUUGAACAGUGUCUGAAAGAGGCGGCAUAUAUGAAGGAUUUUCACCAUCCCAAUGUUAUUCAGCUCAUUGGUGUAAGUCUGCACAGAAGAGCUCAGCAGCUGCUGCCUGUUCCCAUGGUGAUCUUACCCUUCAUGAAACAUGGAGAUCUCCACACUUAUCUUCUUAUGUCUCGCCUCGGAGAUGAACCAUUUACUACCUCUUUGCAAAUUCUUAUUCAGUUCAUGCUGGACAUCGCUCGAGGGAUGGAGUAUCUCAGCAGCAAAAACAUCAUCCACCGGGAUUUGGCCGCUCGCAACUGCAUGUUGAAUGAAAACAUGACUGUGUGUGUAGCGGAUUUUGGUCUCUCAAAGAAAAUCUACAGUGGUGACUACUACAGGCAAGGGUCUGUCUCAAAGUUGCCCGUCAAAUGGAUUGCUUUGGAAAGUUUAGCAGACAACGUCUACACAACGCAGAGCGACGUGUGGGCAUUUGGUGUGACCAUGUGGGAGAUCAUGACAAGAGGACAGACACCUUAUCCAGGAGUGGAGAACUCAGAAAUCUAUGAGUAUCUUAUCAAAGGAGAAAGACUCAAACAGCCUCCGGACUGUCCUGUUGACAUUUAUGAGAUGAUGCACAGCUGUUGGUCUCCUGUUCCAAAGUGCCGUCCCAGUUUUCAAAGCCUGAUAGAUCAGCUGGAGGUCCAGUGGGCAAAGCUGAAUCCGGCUCCUGCGAAAGAAGCAAUGUUGUAUGUGAACCUGAAUGAGGAGGAUGAAGAACAGGCCUGUGGGACGGAGGUCAAUCCAGGGACUCAUAGUAGCAGAGAGGAGCCCUAUUGGGCAGUGCCCUGGCAGUGUGCAGGUAUGGAGGAAGACGAAAAGAACUGGCUAAUGGUGUCAUCAGGGGCCGCACUUGCUAUUGGUGGAGACUAUCGGUACAUCAUCGGUCCACGCGGCACUGAUGACGAGACCAGACACUCUGACUAUGGCCAAUCGGAGGAGGUCCGAGACGAGGAAGAGGAUGUCAUCAUAAACGUGUGAUUUGUAGUAUUUUAUUCCCUGUGCGUGAGUACUUUGGGGAGGCAAGUGGAGAAGGUUUUCGCAUAAAUGAGUUUUUAAAAAAUACUAAGCAUUCCUAAGACGUCGCACUGGAGAAAUGCCAGGUAUAAUGCUAAGAACUUUCUCCAUGCUAACUCUAGAGGCAUUAAGUGCCUUGUGUACAAUCAGCUGCUAACACUUUUCCGUUAAAUGAUUUGUUAGGACAAUUGAUAUUCACUUACUGAUCAUGACUUGCAGCGAUGAUGGUGUUUCUCCAAAUGAAAUGUUUAGCGUAAAAUCUAUGAUUUAUGUUAUUGUACAGUACAUUCUUGUAAAAAUAAGUGUUGUGUGUGCUGGUACCCUAUCAGCGUUGUUUGUUUGUUAUGUACUUGUGAAUUUUCAGUUGCUUCCUGGGGUUCACAGAUUUGGUGCUUUUAUUAGAAUUGUUUAAAAAAAUAAUAAAUUCUGGAAUUUAUAACACAAUGGGGCGGUUUCCCAGACAGGGUUUAGGAUUAGUCCCAGAUUAAAAUGCAUGUUUGAGCUUUCUUAAUUGUAAACAGCUUGCACUGACAUAUCGUGCAAUAUAUUAGUGCCAUUGUAUUGUCUCAAGAUGCACACCAGUAAUGUUUUUUUGUAAAAACUACUUAAAUGCAGUGCUCGAAUUGAAUCAAGUCUUAUGGGGGGUCCCCACCAUGACAUAGCAGCAAACCCAAAAUGGCAACACAUUAGUAUAUGAUUUAUGUAAUAAUUCCCAAAAUAUUUUUGUAUAGAGGCUGGAAACUAAUUUAUUAAUAAUUUCAAAAUAUAAAGUUUGACUAGAUAGGACGUUAAUGUGACCUAUAAGUGGUGUUUAAAUUGAGUGCAGGAUAGCCUACAUUAAGUGGGGCAAGUUGCUUUCUUUAUUAGUCACUUAGUAAACUAUUCAUUUAACCAUUUUACUCAUCUGCUUCAUUCAGUAAAAAAGCUGUUCAAAUUAUUUGAACUGACACCAGUUUAUGAGGCAAGUGAUAAUAAAUUAAUUACUAAGGUAACACUGAGGCUUCCCUUCACACUGCAAAAAAUGACUCUAUUAUCUAGUAUUUUUGUCUUGUUUUCAGUAGAAAUAUCUAAAAAUUCUUAAAUUAAGAUGCUUUUUCUUGACGAGCAAAAUGACCUUAGUGAAUAAGUCUAGUUUUAAGACAAAUAAUAUACAAUUUAAGUGAAAUUGUCCUUAAAACAAGCAAAAUUAUCUGCCAAUGGGGUGAGAAAAAAAAUGGUGAAAUAAGAUUUCUUUUUUCUUAAACACUUAAUUCAAGUAAUUUUUCUCACCCCAUUGGCAGAAAUGUUUUGCUUGUUUUAAGCAAAAAUUCACUUAAAUUGUAUAUUUUUUGUCUAAAACUAGUAUUAUUUUCUUAGGUCAUUUUGCUCAUCAAGAAAAUACAUCUUGAUUUAAGAUUAAAUACUAAGUAAGAAAGUCAUUUUUUGCAGUGCAUACAUAGAGAUCAUUAUUAAUGAAUGUUUUUGGUCACAAUGUAAUUACUUUUGUGGCCAUGACUUAGGGACCCCCCUUAGUAUAAUUUUAACUUCUUAUUGGAGGUCCCAAUAAGAAAGUCCCCCCCCCUCAAUUCGAGCAUUGCUUAAAUGGCCUUAUAUAAUUAGCCCUCGUCCUGGCUUAAUCUAAACCUUGUCUGAAUGAGUGAAAGGGAUAGUUCACAGUUUUCUUACCCUUAAGUUGUUUCAAAGCUGUGUCCAAAUACCCACACUUGCAGUCUUGGCCACUCGAGAGCGCGUAAGGGACAAAGACUGUCCAUGUCUUAAAACUGACAAAGUGCAGUGCCCUUAAACCACACUACGUUUCAAAGUGGUAUUCAAGGCUAAGCGUUUUCCGGGACUACUGAAUAAACAAUAAACUUUAAUAAAGCUGCAUGCACAAAAUGAGUUUUUUUUACAGGUGAAAAGAAUUCUGCAUCUGAAAGUUUCAGAUAAGUGAAGAUAAUAACCUUAAAAAGGGAUAACCAAACCGUUAGUGGACCCCAUUUACUACUAUGGAAGUAAAUGGGGUCCACGAACGGUUUGAUUACAAACAUUUCUCAAAAUAUCCUUUGUGUUCAUCAAAACAAAAAAUAGCCUAAAUAAAAACGAAAAAGUUUUGGUGCAAAUUGCUGCCACUUCCUGGAUUGACAUUUUUACACUUAUGUCAAGUAUGUCUCGUUGGGUAAAUAAUUCUACAUGCACGCUUGGGAUCUUCACGCCCACUAGAGCACUUGGGCCAAACACAGGAAAUACGUCAUGUAAAGUAGUCAAGUGGAAAGACCGCAGGUGUGGGUAUUUGGCCGCAGCCUAAUGGUGCGUUCCAGGCAGGUUUUUAAACCCGUGAGUUACGACUUCAAAACCACGACUCACGACCCUAUGCGUUCCAGGCAGCCUGUAACUCGUGUUUUUACAACCUUCUACCGGUGAAAGUCCACUGGAACGGCAGUCAAACCCGUGACUUCCCACCCGUGAACUCGUACUAGAUCGAUGUACUCCCAGUUCAAAGUCGUGAGUCGUGGUUUUGAAGUCGUGAGUUACGGGUUACAGGUUGCCUGGAACGCAGCAUAAAACUGCAUAAAUUUCUGUGUUUUGCUGAACACAAAGAUAUUUUGAAAAAAGGUAAUAACUAAACACAUUUGGGGCACCAUUCACUUUUAUAUUAUUCUUCUUUUCUAUUAUGGAAGUCAUUGGUGCCCCAGAUCUGCUUGGUUACAAACAUUCUUCAAAGUAUCUUUUUUAUUCAGCAGAACAAAGACACAACAACUGAAUGUCUGAAACAACUUUAGUAUGAGUAAAUUAUAAGGUUUUUUUCAGUGAACUAUCUAUUUAAGCUCAGUCAAACUGUCUCUGUUGUGCUUGGUUAACCUUUAAAGCAAACUCUCAUUGGAGCAUUCUGAGAAUGGGAUACCAAGGGACUUAAAUUUCAUUUUUGUUUAUGCCAUGUGAAAUCACCAAGCUUCUUUUUGACUGUAGUUUUUGUUAUGCAUUGCAGAGCUAAAACUCAAAGGUGGCUUUAGAUGUAAAAAAUGAUCAAAUUUGUUGUGAAUAGAUCUUAAGUGUUAUUAACUAUUACACAGAAGCCUGUUUGCAUUAUCUAACAAUGAAGGUGAUGUGAAAUACCAGCCCAUGAAGAUGUCAUUUGCAUUCCACUUCUUUUAAAAUAAAGUAGUAGAGAUACUUUUUAUAGCUAUAUAGACAUGUUAACCUGAAAAUGUAUAUGUUAAAUAUGGCAGGAAUAUUGCACAGAAUAAGUAAGUUGUUUGGUUUUUACAACUGUGAACUUUUACUUGUAGAAUACGUUGCUGUUUAUUUACAAAACUGCAAAUAAAACAUUAAUAAAUCCCAUAAUAAUCUGAAUGUAAUUUUAUUGGGAUUGUCUUCAUAGGACCAAAUAAACAUCAAGCAAAUGGCUUUGUGUAAUGAAUGACACGUUAAAGCAGCAAUUCAAGUAAUAAACUAAAAUUAAAUCCAAAAUUGUCUCGCAUGUAUUAUUAAAAAACGAACUUGGUACCCGUAUUAUGCUUCCUUUACCUCUACAACCCAUUGAACUCUACUGUUGUCUCUAGGCAAGCAAUACAAGAGUCAAAAACUACAAUAUGCAUUCAAUCAAACGGUAAUAAAACCAUUUAUGCCCAUUUUUUUUUACCUAACCACCAAACCUCUUCCU